UUCGUAGCGUCGUGGUUGCGCUGAAAAUUCCCCAGAGCAGGACAGCCGCCUGAAAACCCCAAGCAAAAGAAGCCCCUUUCCUCCUCCGCCGCCGCCGCCGCUUCUGCCGCCAUGGCCGACGAGCUGGACGAGCUCAUCGAGUUCCUCUCCAACGGCUCCCCUCAGGUGCGCGGCGCCGCGGCGGACAUCGUGCGGGGGCUCACGGGGGACAGCGACGGGCUGCGGUCCCUCGCGGCGCGCGCCGACCGCGCGCUGCCGGCGCUGCUCCGGCUGCUCGCAUCCGUGGGGGCCGGCUGCGCGGGCGAGGCGGCGGCUGACUCGCUCGUCAACCUCAGCCAGGACGGCGACCUUGCCGCGCGCCUCGUGGUGCUCGGAGCCGUCGCGGCCGCCAUGGACGUGAUGGUCAAGCGCGGCGGCGAGCAGCCCAAGCUCGCGCGCAGCCUUGUCAUGCUGCUCGUCAACCUCACCCAGGUCGAGUCCGGCAUCUCGGCCCUCCUCCAGGUUGGUGAUGAAAAGGUGCAAGGGUUGUAUGUUGCAAAGCUUGUGCGCUCAUUCUGCAGGUCAUCCUGUGACUCUGAAGAUGAAGAUAUAUUUGAACACAUUGCCUCUAUACUUGUGAAUAUCUCAAAGGUCGAAGCUGGACGGAGAAUACUGAUGGAACCUAAGAGAGGUCUUCUAAAGCAGAUUAUAGGACAAUUUGAUUCAACAAAUCAACUUAGAAAGAAAGGGGUUGCUGGCACCAUCCGUAACUGUUGCUUUGAAGCUGAUACCCAGAUACAAAAUUUGCUUUCUAUAGCAGAAUAUCUUUGGCCAGCUCUACUUUUGCCAGUAGCUGGAAAGAAGAUCUAUAGCGAAGAAGAUAGAUCGAAAAUGCCUCCCGAGCUUGCAAAUGCACUUUCUCAUGAACGGGAAGCUGUUGAUGAUUCCGAGAUUCGUGAACGGGCACUAGAGGCUAUUUAUAUGAUCGUGAUGCAGGAUGAUGGACGAAAGGCCUUUUGGUCAGUCAAUGGGCCACGGAUACUGCAGGUUGGUUAUGAAGACGAAGAGGACUUGAAAGUGAUGGGCGCAUAUGAGUUGAUUGGUUCUUUGGUAUUGCCACUGAACUUUGGAAUGUCUAUAUUUACUGUACUGCACGUACUAAUGAAUUCUUUGCUUUUAGAAUAGCAUAUUUUGUUUCUUUGCUCCUUCAGUCUUCCUAAUGUUCAAUUCAGCAUGUAGAAUAACUUUUGGCCAUUAUAAAUUAUGAAAUCGAUUUCAGCAUUCCUUCACAUGAUUCUGUUCAAGGGUACUCCUACCAUUUCUUGGGAAAAUGUAUUUUUUUUUGCUCAAGUUCUUUAUUUUUACAAGUGAUAUUUGUGAAAGGGGGCGCCAGGGUGUACCUAGUGUAAAGUAGCUAUUUGGUUAAACUGUUGUUAACUUUGAUUAUAAGUUUUGCCUGCACUGUUAGUUUUUGGAAUUGCUGGUCCAUGGACCUGAAGCAUUUGACCAAACUCGAUUUUAAUUUGGUAGAGAAGAAACUAGAGACAGAACAAUGGAACACUAUUCCCAUGUAUAUUCCCCCCUUUUCUGUUCUAUAGUUGCAUGUGACCAUAAAUUUUGAGGAGUAACAGCCCACAUCCAUCAAUAUUUUGAGAUUUAUUUUAGAAGCCUACAUACAAAGUUGAAACAUGUUUAUGCAAAGCAAUACGUAGUUUCUGAUGCAUCAGUACCAUUUGAAAAUUUUCUGGAACUGUAUUUCUUAGAUCCCUAAUGUCCCUAAGUUCAUGCUAUAUUGUCCUUAAUCAUUCUUGUAAACCCAUUUUUGUUGUGCUUACAGCCUUGGUUUGAAAACUCAGACUGGGUAAGAGAACCAUCGUGUGUCCUGUUUGCUGGUUCACCCAACCGUUGGAACCAUGGCUCAUUCAUGUACUAAGCAUCAAAGCAUAACAGCCCCUCAGUAGGGUCCAUAGUUGUACUGGUUAUGCUGGCAGAAAUAAAUAUUCGAUGUUUUGGCCUUCUGCGCAUCCCUUGUUGUGCCAUUGACUAGUUCGAGCUGCUUAUCUCUCUAUAGAAUAUGAUUGCAACACUGAA
Molecule: messenger RNA, 2070 nt
Organism: Triticum aestivum (bread wheat)
Lineage: Eukaryota; Viridiplantae; Streptophyta; Magnoliopsida; Poales; Poaceae
Product: protein HGH1 homolog
Exons: 7
Coding region: 112-1164 (350 amino acids)
Source: RefSeq, a predicted model, not a curated record